Molecule: messenger RNA, 2816 nt
Organism: Helicoverpa zea (corn earworm)
Lineage: Eukaryota; Metazoa; Arthropoda; Insecta; Lepidoptera; Noctuidae
Exons: 7
Coding region: 442-1947 (501 amino acids)
Biological process (GO): receptor localization to non-motile cilium; non-motile cilium assembly
Cellular component (GO): non-motile cilium; ciliary membrane
Molecular function (GO): GTP binding; GTPase activity
Source: RefSeq, a predicted model, not a curated record
ACAGCUGGAUUCUAGGAGGACAUACUUUGUAUUGACAAUCUUACUGCUUAUCCAUUCAUAUUUAUUUAAUCUUGAGUAGCUGAGUAGCCCCGAGUCGUGGACACAGGAAGUGAAAGAAUAAAAAAUCAAUAGUGAAAAAUGAACAUUGAAUAAAAGCAACGUAGAUUUUAGUGUCUAUAUUUUCAUUACAAAAUUAAUGAAUAAAUAAAAGAAAAUGUGUGUGUGAAUUACAAAAAAUAUAGCAAAAUUAAAGUGAAAACGAGAACAAACCAAUGGUUAACACUGGCCACAUCGAACUCGAUCGCUAUUGGUAACCGUUGUGUCAACAAAACUUUUUUGUUUACAAAUGGCCACGGGUGACAAAUUCAAAUUUGAAACACGUAUUUGUGAUAUGAAUAGUGAUUUUUUAUCGUUAAUCUAGUUGUAUAUGUCGUGUUUAAUAUGGGUAAUUGUCUGGGAAGUAUUUUUCGGCGUCGAAACCAGCGUCGUCACAUCGUGCUGAUAUUAAUCGGAUUGGAUAACGCGGGAAAAACGAAAACUGUGAACAAUUUGGCCGGCGAGAAGGAUGAUAAGGUUUUGCCGACUGUGGGGUUUAAAGCUGUGAAUUUAGUGCAUAAAGAUACACCUGUGACGAUAUACGACUUGGGUGGAGGGCCGCAUUUUCGUCAAAUAUGGUCUCAGUAUUAUAGCGAAGUGCACGGUGUGAUAUUCGUCAUCGACUCGAGUGAUUUUACACGGUUGGACGAAUGCAGAGCCGUGCUUGAAGAGGUUUUAUCGCACGACAAAAUAUCAGGCAAACCCGUGCUGGUGCUAGCGAACAAGCAAGACAAGUCUGGAGCCCUAGACGACAUCGAUGUGGUCGACAAACUUAAUAUAGAGCCUUUGGUUAAUAGAUACCGAUGUCCAACCCUAGUGGAAUCCUACAGUGCCUACACCGAACACCCAAAGACCAAAAAGCCGAAAAUCGACCCCGGCCUCCGCAAAGGCUACCAAUGGCUCCUAAACUACAUAGUCAGACGUUACGGGGAUAUAAACUUACGCGUACAAACAGACAUACACGCAGACUUAGAGCGACGCAAACGGAUGCUCAAUAAAGCAUCGAACACCAACUCCCAGACAUUCACAGCAGUUAGUGACGACAUAGCCACACAAACGGGCUUUGAAAAUCCCAAUUACGAUAUAGAAAAAACUUCUAAACUUGACAGUGAUGAGGUCCAACAAGGCUUGAUAGUCGUCAAACCGAUUAAGCACAACCCUAACAGUAUCGAUUCUACUAUCACAAUCGAGAGCGUUGAGGAAUCGGAUGCGACUAGUGUAGCCAAGCCAAAACUUUCGCCCCUUUUUGGGAGAGCCAGUAAUUCCACCGUGGAGACGGUUCGGAUAGAGUUGGAGCCGAGAAGUGAGUUCAGGAAAUUGUCUCCGAUUGUGAGGAACAAGAGUGGCGCCAAUCAGCAUAUCGAUUUCAAGAAUAGGCCGCAGUCCAGUCCUACUUUUAAGAAGCACAUUAAGAUGGAACCUCGAAGCAAGAACACGUCACUGCAAGACGAAGAUCUGAAGCCGGACGGUGACCUCACGUACAUUGGUGACAGAGACCGCACGUGGGACGGCUCCGAGAAGAAGCAUACUGUGCUGGUCAACGAUGCUGAGCUUUCGCAGAUGCAUCGCGAGAUCGUGCUUACUGAACGAGACUACACAAGCAAGACGGCGUACUCAGAGGUGACGCUACAGCCGGCCACUCUGCCUCUGAGUCCGCGGCCAUCGUCCGCGUCGCAACUCGUGCGCAGGCAGCUUGAACUGUGCGGUCAGCAUAAGCGACGGCUCAGUCUUAGAUACAUGCAACGUAACAAGACGAGUCCGGAGCGCGUAUCGAUGCUCAUGUACGAGUCUAAAGUGCCGCAGCGCCAUCUCGACAAGGGCGACUUCGAACACGCCGCUACUAUCAACUGAUUACGGUACGCGAGAAGAAAACGAACACAAACGGUACAACAUAACUAGACUUUUACUGUAGUAGUUUUAUAUUAAGCAAAUAAUAAUAAUUACAUCAACAGGGUAUUGAUAUAAUUAGCAACGGUGCUCGUAUUUUAAUACUUUACUGAGCGAUACACCCCACUAAAACCCUUUGUAUGUCCGAUUCAUAAAAAAUAUAUUGUGAUUAAGAUAAAUUAUAUGUUUGUAUUCGCACCAAAUAACUUUGCAUUUCUGAAGUUAGUCAUUUCGACUCCUUGCACAUUUGUUCGUACCUACAGAUCCGAAGUUGGCUACUAUUGACUUCAAAAUUAUCGUGAGGCUAAAAUUAGCUAACUUCAGAAAGGCAAAGCUAUGUGGCUCAAACUGUGGAGAAGUAAAUUUUGAUUAGGAAUCGAAUCCGAAAAGUUUCGGCUGUCAUAGUUGAUUAUAAAAUCGAAAAGGUAUGGCUAAAUGUGAUUUUAUUAAUGGUAUCAUAGAAAACUAGAAUUGAACCGUAUAUUACACUGCUGAUUUUAUGUAUGUGGGUAAUAUUAUUUUAUAUUAAACAUAACACACUAUAUGGUAGUCGUGUAAAAAUAUAGGAAAGAUACCUAUUUUUAGUCCGAAUUAUAAAUAGCAAAACAUCUCCCCCAUAAAAUAUAAUUUAUGUUUCAGAGUUACGACUUUUAUGACUUUCAGAAGUAAACAUAUCGUAAAUAUACCACGGACAUCUGAAGGGUUUACUUGUUUAUACCAACAAAAUAUAAAUAAAUAGUACUUAGUAUAUAAUAUGAGCCGUAUAGACUUAUACGUAGGUAUAUAUAUUUAGAUAUAAAUAAAAAUAUAUCGAAUAGAAUAAUUUAGUUUUG